GGAUGCUGUGAGAAUGCUGUGAAAGCACUUUGGAAAAAAUAAAAAAGAGCUCCAGAGAAAGAAGAAUAUAAAAUCUGCUAAAAGCUCACCCAAAAGCCUCCAAUUAUAACAGCCUAAGGAAUCACCAUAGGCUUCGGGUAAUACCUGACCUGAAGACUACGUAAUGUGUUGAAUCAGGAGUAGAAGGCAUCUACCUUCGUGCAGGUGAAGGAGUUACAAUGUUUACCAGUUUGUGAGGUGCAGGAAUUUGGGAGUGAGUUGACGACCUAAAAAUGCGACCAUGGACUGGCUCCUGGCGUUGGAUUAUGCUCAUCCUCUUUGCUUGGGGAACCCUGCUGUUUUACAUAGGUGGACACUUGGUCCGCGACAAUGACCACCCCGAUCACUCCAGCCGUGAACUCUCUAAGAUCCUGGCCAAGCUGGAACGUUUAAAACAGCAGAAUGAAGACUUGAGGCACAUGGCGGAAUCUCUCAGGAUACCAGAAGGUCCCAUUGAUAAAGUACCUGCUGCAGGAAGGAUUCGUGUUUUAGAAGAGCAGCUCAUAAAGGCCAAAGAACAGAUAGAAAAUUACAAGAAGCCAACAGGAGAUGCAGGUCUGGGAAAGGAUCAUGAAAUACUGAGAAGGAAGAUUGAAAAUGGAGCAAAGGAACUUUGGUUUUUCCUCCAGAGCGAAUUAAAGAAGAUAAAAAAUCUAGAAGGCAGUGAACUCCAAAGACAUGCAGAUGAAUUUCUGUCAGACUUGGGCCAUCAGGAAAGGUCAAUAAUGACAGAUCUAUACUACCUCAGCCAAACAGAUGGAGCCGGUGACUGGCGUGAAAAAGAAUCCAGAGAUCUGACAGAGCUGGUCCAGAGGAGAAUACUUUAUCUUCAGAACCCCAAGGAUUGCUCUAAAGCCAAGAAACUGGUGUGUAAUAUCAACAAAGGCUGUGGUUAUGGCUGUCAACUUCAUCAUGUUGUCUACUGCUUCAUGAUCGCCUAUGGUACCCAACGAACUCUCAUUCUGGAGUCUCAGAACUGGCGUUAUGCUACUGGCGGAUGGGAAACCGUGUUUAAGCCCGUGAGCGACACAUGCACAGAUAGAACAGGCACCAGCACUGGGCAUUGGUCAGGUGAGACCAAUGACAAGGACGUUCAGGUGGUGGAACUUCCCAUCGUCGACAGCCUUCACCCACGUCCUCCAUAUCUCCCCCUCGCUGUUCCAGAAGAUUUAGCCGACCGACUCAUACGAGUGCAUGGAGAUCCCGCAGUGUGGUGGGUCUCCCAGUUUGUCAAAUACUUGAUCCGCCCACAGCCUUGGUUAGAAAAAGAAAUAGAAGAGGCCACAAGGAAGCUUGGUUUCAAACAUCCAGUCAUCGGAGUCCACGUUAGGCGGACAGACAAAGUCGGAACAGAAGCGGCGUUCCAUCCCAUUGAAGAAUACAUGGUGCAUGUGGAAGAGCAUUUCCAGCUUCUCGCCCGCAGGAUGCCCGUGGACAAGAAAAGAGUUUACCUGGCUACGGAUGAUCCUUCGUUAUUACAGGAGGCCAAAGCCAAGUAUCCAAAUUAUGAGUUUAUCAGCGACAAUUCCAUAUCCUGGUCCGCCGGGCUGCACAAUCGAUACACCGAAAACUCGCUGCGGGGUGUUAUCCUGGAUAUCCACUUUCUCUCUCAGGCAGACUUCCUGGUCUGCACAUUCUCUUCCCAGGUGUGCCGAGUGGCUUAUGAAAUCAUGCAGACCCUGCAUCCAGAUGCCUCUGCCUCCUUCCAUUCUUUGGACGACAUUUACUAUUUCGGAGGGCAGAAUGCCCACAACCAAGUUGCCAUUUACCCUCACCACCCGCGAACUGCUGAUGAAAUCCCCAUGGAGCCCGGAGACGUCAUUGGUGUGGCUGGAAACCACUGGGAUGGCUAUUCUAAAGGCGUCAAUAGGAAGUUGGGAAGAACAGGCCUUUACCCGUCCUACAAAGUCAAAGAGAAAAUAGAGACGGUCAAGUACCCUACAUACCCGGAGGCAGAAAAAUAAAGCCCAGAUGAGGGUGAGACAGGUGCGGAAGUCAGUUCCAACUGGUUUGAACCAAGCAGUGUCUAAACUGAGCUUGAGUGGGCCUCGUCUUCUUGUUUGAACCAUACGGUUGGGCGACCGAAAGCCUUUGGCAUUGAGACUGGAUCAGCAGCUUGGAACAUAUGGACCACCUAGUACUGGAAUUUCUGCUUCACAAACGUAUUCUGUUUAAAGCGCUCGGACCCAUGCACAGAACCAGUAAGCCUACUCCCCAGGUGUCGUGCAAAAACAGUUGUUUUCUAACUGUCUCUUCUUUCAAGACAUAUCCCCAUGAUUAGUCCUUAAGUGAUCAUUGCCUUCGAUAUCUCUGUCAUGAAUUGACUGCAGUCCUCAGACUUUUUAAACACUGCCAUAUUGUGUAAUUGGAGUGAAAUGAACAUAUUUUAUGUAUGUGGAAUUUCAAACGUGGUGCCUACAAUUAAGAGAUGCAUCUGACCGGCUCGGAAGAUCCAAAUUCAGCUCCUGACCUGGAUAGAGUUGAUAGUUAACUGAUGGUAUCAUGACCACUGUGCUUAUUACUCCAACCAACAGACUCAGAAGUGUUUGUGGGGGAGGGCGUUGAUGUUUUUUUUAAUUACAUUGAUUCGGUCAGCUUAUCAUUAAUAAAUGAAGGUCACAUCAGAAAAUGAAAUACUCACUGUUAGGAACUUUUGUAAAAAAAGAAAAACAAUGUCAUAAACAGGAUCUUUAUUACUUAAUGUUUCUGGACAUUGUCUUUGAUAACAAAAAAUAAAUUUAAAAAAUAUAGGCGUUUCAUAAAGCGUAUUACAUUUCUGGUGAUGGGAAGAAAUGGUGGGUCACGGUGCCAUAGAGGGAAGAAUCUCCAUCCCUUUCCUCACUUCCGCUGUCUCUGGAGCCAUCUUGUUGAUCAAUGAGACGGGCCUACUUGUGGCCUGAAUGGGAGUUCAAUCUGGCUAGCGUGUAAAGUACAAGAUUACUGAGGGACUUUUGCUGAGAAGGGAGACUUGCAGAAUAGGGGGCAAGAAUAAGAAUGGUUCAGGUUUUUUUAGUGAGAAAAACGGUGAUUAUUUUCCAGAUCUCAGUCGGAACCAUACUGAAUUCAGAGCUCUCUGAUAACUGCUCUCUGUGUUGUGCUGAUCCUGACAUUUUAUGGGGGUCAUAAAAGAAUCUAAAAAAGUUUUGUAGAGUAAGCAACUAAAGUGAUCAGAUGGAUAGCACCAAGUCUGUCUGGGGACAGACUGCAAAGAUUAGAGCUUGUUGAUCUGGUAAAACAAGUCUGAGAGGGGUAGUGAUUGAAGCCCAUAAAAUAGAGGUUUGUGGACAAGGGUGACAUGGAAUUGUAUUUUUUACAUAUCCUACAAUACUAGGAUUAGACUGAGCCUCACGUGGGAGGGGACUGUGUCCAACCUGAUUAUCUUCAAUACCCUCCGGAGCUUAGUACAGUGUUUGGCCCAGAGUUUGCACUUAACCAACACCUCAGUUGUUAUUAUCACUAGGGAGCAUUCACUGAAGGUAAAGAGGUGAGCUUAUGGACUUAGCUAUCACAGACAGUUGGAGAGGCAGAAAGUGUCAGUGGAUUUGGGUAAAUCAAUGGAUAAAAGUCAGAAUUGAAUCUCUGGAGGGAAAUUUAGGAAUAGUACAAGUUCAAGAAGGGUUUAAUGCUUCAUGGAUAAUAGGCCAUGAUAGGUUGUUAGAAGAUAGAAAAAGUUGAAGUUAGAAAGUACAUCCUUAGCCAAGAGAAUGGAGAUCAAGAAGAAUAAAACAGUGGGUUUUUUUGUUGUUUUCUUAUGGUAUUUGUUAAACACUUACUAUGUGCCAGGCACUGUACAGAUCCACUUAACAAAUACCAUAAUUAUUAUCAUUAUUAUUAUUAUCCCUUGGCAGAGAUCAAACGGAAAGGAUGGGUAUACGUUGCUCCACUUCGCUCUACAGACACGCUUCUAUCCAUCAAGGGGAAUAGCUCUUCAGUGCAGAAAUACCAACCAGCUUCAGUUGUGGUCUAAUGUACUUUCAUUAUUGUCUUGGUGCUAAUAAAUGUUGGUGGAGAUCACAAAACUCCAGUUGCUCUGAA
Messenger RNA from Ornithorhynchus anatinus (platypus), 4074 nucleotides. It is a transcript of the gene FUT8, whose product is annotated as fucosyltransferase 8. Gene Ontology annotation, molecular function: glycoprotein 6-alpha-L-fucosyltransferase activity; protein binding. Gene Ontology annotation, cellular component: Golgi cisterna membrane. NCBI's taxonomy places the organism in Eukaryota, Metazoa, Chordata, Mammalia, Monotremata, Ornithorhynchidae. Gene Ontology annotation, biological process: protein N-linked glycosylation. Bases 273 to 2003 code for a protein of 576 amino acids. The transcript has 10 exons. The record is from RefSeq and is a predicted model, not a curated record.